Mytilinidion resinicola is the source of this 2292-nucleotide messenger RNA. RefSeq lists its product as uncharacterized. The transcript is spliced from 6 exons. The coding region runs from base 1 to 2292 and encodes 763 amino acids. Lineage: Eukaryota; Fungi; Ascomycota; Dothideomycetes; Mytilinidiales; Mytilinidiaceae. The record is from RefSeq and is a predicted model, not a curated record.
AUGAACGCUCCGCUCUGGUCCACCAAAGCACGCCCGCUAUCUGAUAUCCGAGAACUCACCGAGCCAAGCUUGGUUGAAAUCCCUCGGAAGCCCUUGCCCGAAUCGAGUAUUGUGCGAAAAACUUCGUUGUCUCGAAACCAAUCAGUGAGAUCAGUAAGAUCAGCAAGAUCAAAUCGUCGUCCCAGCACAGACAGCCACUUGGCGGAGAAUCGAAAACCAGACGCAAAAGAGGCUGAAAUCAGAGGGCAAGAGAGUGUCGGAUCAGCGAACAGGGGGAGAGCGUCACCUCAAUCUCCUCCGCUUGGUACCGACAACACCUAUACAAGCAUCUAUAGCAUCCCUCGUAGCAGUGUCCCACCUCGGUCAUCUUCCCAACCCCGACGAAGCACUUCCCGUCGAAGACCAAACCCAACCGUGACUGAGUCCCCUGCGUUACGAGGCAUACCGUCAGUUCCUGCACUACCGCCUCCUCGAGAGUCGGGCAAUACAAUUCCUGGACGAGGCCACACGAACUCGCCCGUCCGACAAGUUGCUGCUCGGCUUGAUCCAGUGAGCUGUGACACCACGCGACGAGUUCCUUCGAGGACGUUCAUAAGAGAGCCAUUGACAGCCGACGUUCUAGAAUUCCCCACCCACCGUCACCCGCGGGUGGCCCUUGAAUUGGAACUCUCCGCUGGACUGUUCGUCGGAGGCAGCUGUGUUGAGGGCACAAUCCAAAUUACUGUGGAUGAUGCGGUGCGCGUAAGGCAUAGACGGGCACUCGACAUUGCCCGUAUAUCGGUUGACCUAGUUGGGGUCGAAGAGAUGACGGCUAACAGAAGAGUGACUUUCCUCAACCUAGCUACUGAGCUGAUUGACUCGGAUAAUCCACCGCCGUAUAGCAUGGUUGAGAGUCAGGAGCAGGUAGCGCCCGAUGACCCCUUUUGGCAUCUGAUUUCAUCAACGACAAACGUUCCUUUCCUCUUGAGUUUGCCUCUGGACGUUGGGCCUCCACCAUUCCAGUCCAAAUCUGCAAGGAUUCGAUAUGUGCUCUGUGUCACUCUAUUGGUCCGAGAACAAAUGAAACAAUACGUUGUAAGGACUUCUGAGGAUAUUACGGUUCUUUCAGUCUAUGAUCCCGAGAAGGCGUUGAUGUCGCUACCAAGCCCUCUUACUGCGUCGGACGAGUACUCGAGACCGCGGGAUAGCAGCAUAGAAGGCAUCAAGGUGACGGCAGGCCUACAUCGCCAGGUCUGGGUCAGUGGAACUAGCAUAUACGUCGACGUCCACGUUGCGAACAACAGCCGCAAAAACAUCAAAAGGAUUGAGCUGCAGCUGGAACGAGAUAUCCUCUGCUAUAAGCACGCUGCCGCAUCAACAGCAGAGAAAUCAGCAAGCCAAGCCCGAAUAUUCGACAGCAACGAGCGUUCCAUACUCAGCAAGUCUUCUAUCAAGCAAGGAACCGCGGGAUGGAAUGGCAUCGCCGCCCACACAACGCAUGUUCGAACUUGCGACCUAGAGUUGCCUCGUGGGCAUGCCACUGUGAAAUGCGGGAAGUUUUUCGAAGUUCGAUAUUUCCUGAACGUAAUCGUCAGCAGCGCACAUACAAAGCUUGUCACUGUCCAACUCCCAAUCGUACUCAUCCACAUGAAUUCUCUAGACGUGGUUCCCAACUCAGUUGCUCAAGUCGCUGCAGCCAUAGAAGAGAAGCGAUACCACCAAAACUUCCCCAAGAACCAAGAUUUACCCGGCCAUCUGGAGAGACGGCCUUCGCACCACUCAGUCCAAGGCCGCGCUUGGAAUGCCCCGCGGAUGCAAUCGCUGGAACGGAUGCGCAAGCAGGCCGAAGACAUAGAAGAGCUUGGUCAGAUUCUUGAUAACUCUCCCCGGAAAUUCGGAACGACCCGCCACGCAAACAGUGCAUUCAAUUACCACACGCCGCCAUCCAACCGCAAGGGGCGUGUCUUGGAAGGUGGUGACGCUGAGGAGGUCAAGAGAAGACUAAGGCAUGUGCGGAGCAGCGAGACAGUUGCAAGCAAGAAGACCGUCAUGCGCGGAUUCUCGCUCCGCGGGAGGCGGACAGGCGCAGGGAGCGCGAUGGGGUUUCGAGAAGCCGAAGUCCGCGAGGGCGUGGACCUUGGGGGCUUAACCCUUGGCGGGGACGGGAGUUUCCAGUCUCGGCUGGAGGCAGCACGGGAGAGACAAUACCAGUUCAAGAAGAAAAAGAGUGUCGAGCGGUGGAAGGGUAUUGGAUGGAUUAAGGGCGGCGGCGGCGGUGACAAGGACAAGGACAAGCCCGAAUCUUGGAUAUGA